Plasmodium malariae is the source of this 6330-nucleotide messenger RNA. Its product is annotated as conserved Plasmodium protein, unknown function. The transcript has a single exon. The record is from RefSeq and is a predicted model, not a curated record. Gene Ontology annotation, cellular component: histone acetyltransferase complex. Gene Ontology annotation, biological process: chromatin remodeling; positive regulation of transcription by RNA polymerase II. Bases 1 to 6330 code for a protein of 2109 amino acids. NCBI's taxonomy places the organism in Eukaryota, Apicomplexa, Aconoidasida, Haemosporida, Plasmodiidae. Gene Ontology annotation, molecular function: histone H3 acetyltransferase activity.
AUGAAAAACUUGAAAGGGAAUAUAAAAUUACUCACAUCAAAUAUAAAUAUAGAAGAAAAAAAAAAGCUGUGGUUAAGCACAGUUAAAGGGAACGAAACAACAAAUAUAAAGGGAAUAAAUAGCAAAAGUUUAAAAGAUGUUGCUCUAUCCUUUUUUAAAGAAAAGAAUAUUUACAAUGAAGAAAAUUUAAUCGUAUUACACCUUUUCUGUAAAGAAAAAUUAGAUGAAUAUCUUAUAAAUGAAGAGCUUACAGAAUUCUUGCAAAAGACAUUUCUCUUAUAUGAAUAUUUCAUAGAGGAAAAAUGUAAUAAAAUUAAUAAAAAAGAAUUUAUCGAGAAUGUGUGUGACUGUUGUAAGAGAUUAUUUUUAAAAAAUAUUAUAAGGUAUGAGAAGGAUAUUUUAGAUUUCUUAUUAAAAAAUUUAAUAAACUUCAUUAGUAAAUAUUCCUUCUUCCAUAUAUACCAAUCAUUAUAUAACAUAUAUCAAUAUCAAAACAAGCAUUUUACGAAACCACGUGAAUAUAAAAAUGAAAAGUUUCAAUUCUUGCUUAAUAUACAGCAUAAAGAAGUAAAUGGGGAAUAUAUAAUGAUAAACAAUAACACCUUUGAUCUCAAUGCUUUUUUUUUACUAGAUGAAAAUGACGAAAAGCAGAUAAGAGAACAUUUUUAUGAAAGAGAGUCCGAUCAAUAUAAUGACAAUAACGACGGUUAUGACAAUUUUUGUACUUUGCAGAGUGUGGAAAAAUUGGAAAAGGAAUAUACAAAAAAAGGUAAAAAAAAAGAAGUUUCAGAGAAACCUAUGAGUACCAAAAAAAAAGGUACUACAAUAAAGAACAUUGAUAAUCCAUUAUGCUCCAAUCAUAGCAAGUGUGGAUCAAGUGAAACAAAUUGUCUACAGAAGGAAUUUACAUGUUUUUAUUUGUUCAUAUAUUUUAAAUCUUGCUUUGAGAACAUCAAUUUUUAUUUGAUAGAAAAAUUUAUAGAAAACUAUUAUAUUAAUCAUAAUAAUGAAAAUAUUUACAAAGAAUUACUUUUAUUUUUAUUUUUAAUAUACAAGAACAAAAUGAAUAAUAUUAUUGACAGAAUUUUAACAGAUACUAUAAAAUACUCAAAUAUCAUGAACGAUGUAGACAUAAAAAAAAAAAAAAAAAAAUUAUUAAAUGAUGAUGAAACAGAUUUAGUGGAUAGGAAAUUAUACGUGAGUGAUUGCUUAUUUUAUUUUGAACUAUUAAUAAAUAUAAUAACUUACAAAAAUUUGCAAUAUGAAAAUAAUUAUGAAUAUUAUAUAAACAUUCUUAAAUUAUUACACGAAAAUGACACAUUUCAGGAAUUAUUUAUUUCGUCCUUAUUUUUUGUUUUCAUCAGUAUAGAAGAAGUAAAUACAAGGAAUAUGGUGCUAAUGAACUUUAUGAAAUAUCAUUCAAAAAAGUAUUAUAUUUUAUCAAAAUUGUUUAUUCACAUGAAAAAUGUUUUUUCUGUAAUAUAUGACAUUGAUAGUGAACAUAUUAUAUACAACCGUAGCACAUUUAACAGCACACCCAAUGUAGAAUUUGUGCAUAGCGAUAAACAAAAAGAUAGUAAUAUUAACGACAGUUAUCUUUUACAUAUAGCAAAUAACAUACAUAUAGACAAAUAUGUUUGUUUAUUUUUUAGAGAAAUAUAUUAUAUUAUUAGUCGAAGUAAUAUGGAUUAUUUUUGCUAUAUUACCAACUUGUAUCUUUAUAUAUAUGAUAACAUAUUUAAUAAAAUCAUUAAUAUUAUUUAUGAAAAUGAAAUGAAUUUAAAUGAUAAUUCAUUUCAUAUUUGUACAAAUAUUCUUAGACCUUUUUUAUUUAUAUAUUCAGAUUUAUUUAAUAAUUUUUCCCAAAAAUUAAAAAAGAAAAUAUUUAACGAGCGAGUAAUGAUUUAUUAUUCAUUCAUAAAAAAAUAUCUUUUCAAAAAUAUGUAUGAAAAGACAUUUUUACAAAAGGACCUGUUCUAUGUUAUCUAUCAAAUAUAUUUUCUUCUCCACACACUCAAGUAUAAUUUUCUUAACUUUUUAACUUGUUUCAUAACUACAAAAAGAAAAAUAAAUGAAUAUCUCGAAUAUUUCCUGAAGCUGAAAGUUGACAAUUCUAAGCAAAGUGGUGGAGAAAAAAACGUAGAUGAAGCGAUAAACUCUUUACAUGACAAGUGUACCGACGAUGGAACACAAUAUAUGAAACAUGAGUAUGAAGUAGGAAAUAGUGCCUUGGAAAUAUAUGAAGAGGGAGGAAAAGAGAGCGAACAACGGGAUGAACUAUUAGAAAACAAUGAGAAGGAGGAGGAAGACAGUGGAAGAGUUUACGACCCCAUUUCCCCCCACAAUGCAAAUACCAAAAAAAGGAAUACAAAAAAGUCAAGCAAAAGGCCUUGUAAAGAGGGUAGCACAAAAGAAAGCGAAAAAAUGGGAAAACAAUUAAGCGAAAAAGAACAAAAGAACCAAAUGAGUAACAUACUGAAUAAUGAAACAGAUGAUAAGGGAACUUGUGAAGGAACAAAUUAUGCAGAAGAUAAAAAAAAAAGAAUUACUGGUAACAUUGUGACGCAGAAUUUUGCAAAUGCGACAGGUAACAACAGUAUUUGUAUAAAUAAAGAAGAGAAAGAAAAAAUGAGAAUAAUUACUUUUUUUGAAAAAAAUUAUCUCUUAUUAAAAUAUUUUAAGGCUAAUACUGAAAGUACGUUAGACGAAAACUAUACACCCGAUUUUAAUGUAAAUGAUCGAAUGAAGGAAAAUACCAAACUGAAGAAGAUUAUCGUGAAUAAUAACAUUAGAGAUAUCAAGAGCAGGAGAAAUAUCGAUAGCAAAUGUAAAAGCAAAAGCGAUGGAAAACAUAGUAACAGUAACUGUAACAACCAUAGUUACAACAACACAGUCCCUGUGUUGGACGAAAAGUUAAGGUUUAUGAAAAAGUUAAACUCCUUUUUUAAUAAAUGUAAAGAAAUUGAUGAACCAAUUAUUGAACUCUUUUUAAAUAACAAAGAUAAUGUAUAUAGUAAAAUUUUAAAAACUAAUUUGUUAAUAAUAAAGGAAUUAAGAAAUAUAAGAAUGGAUAUUUUAUAUCCUAUUUUUAAUGCUAGUUUAGUAUUUUUGUUUGAUGACUUUUACUUUUUCAUUAUACAAAAUAUAAAAUUAAUUGUAGAAGAAAAGGAAAAAAAGUUAUCAAAUCAUAAAAUUUUUUUAAAUAUGUCCUUUAUUCUAUUGCACAUUCUUGUGAAAGAUGUAAAAAUAGAGAAGUAUUUAGUAUCCAUUUUUUAUAUGUUAAAAUUAACACUAAAUAAAUUAAAAUUACUGAAAAUUUUAGAUCAGACAAAAAGUUGUGAUAUGAAAGAAAUAUACAAUAAAAACACCAAAAAAUUUGAAAAUAAUAUAAAAUAUUAUAAUAUAAAAAAGGACAAAAAUAUUAUAAAAACUAAUUCCCAGGAAAAACAGGAAGACGAUGAAAAAAGUGAUUCAUUAUGUUCGAUAAAUGAAAGGGGUACAUCCUUAAGAACUACAAAUAAACAGUUUAUUCAUUCGAAAUCACUUGAGGAAAAAAUAAAAUUAUAUCAAAAUGUAUUUUUUAUUUUUUUAAAACUUUUACAGAAUAUACUAAAAGUGAAUAAUUUAUAUUACAACUUUAAAUUUAUAAUAUACGAUAUUUUGUUUUCAGAAUAUUCUAAUAAGACCAUAAUCUUUUCGUGUCUAAAGUGUAUUUUAGAUAGAUCAAAAUUAGAAGAGGUAUAUAAUUAUUGCAUAGAUAUACUGGGAAGCAUAAAUGUAGGUAAGGGGAAACUCGAACAAUUACUAAAAAAUGGAAAUAAUAGUAGCGGGAUAGUUAACAAUACAAAUGACUACGAUACAAAUGAGAAAGGGAAAGCGGUGGAAGAAAAGAAGGAAGAUGUGGAGGGAGAAAAAAGGGAAAAAAAAAAAAUUGUGAAAAAGCAAAUUGGACAGAAAAAAAAAACGAACAAAAAAGACAAUUAUCAUGUAAAUACUAACAAUCAUAAAUGCACCAAUCCAAAUUAUUCCUUGGAUGAAUGCAAAGAGUAUGUUUCAGAACGAGGUGAAGAAAAUAAUGUAGUAGAAGUAGCCAAACAAAAUUUAACGAAUGUAGUAAAUCCUAGUUAUCUAUCUUUCGUUCUUUUAAAUAGAGAAUCUUUAAAGAUUAAUUUUUUUGAUCCUGAGAAUGUAAAAAAUAGCAGGAUUUCCACCUUAUACAUUAAUAUAUUAAUACUAUAUUACAUAUUUAGUCAAAAAAAUAAAAAUAAUGAGAAAACUAAAUUAUAUGAUAGUUCUAUAAAAUUAAGUAUUGAAAAUUAUUAUAACAUUAUCAACAAACUGGUUUGUGUUUUAUAUCAAAAGAACUGCUUAAACGCGCACUACGAUACGUAUACAAAAUAUUUGUGCUUAAAAGUUUUUAAAAGAAUUUAUAAUUUAUUGUGCAUACAAGAAGCCGAUAUAUAUAUAAAAUACCUAAGGAGUUCUGACACACAAGGAAACAUUAUGAUAUAUGAAGAUAAAAAAUUAAAUAACAUAAAAAGCUUAAAAAAUGAAUUAGUACAUUUCUUUGAAUAUAUAUCAAAUAAUGAAAUCAAAAAAUAUUUCAAACAAAAUAAGAUAAAUAAUAUUAUAAAAUCAAAGGAAUAUGCAUUUUUCUUUUUGAAUAAUUUAAAAUGUAAUAAUAUUAUACUAAAUGAAGAAAAUUUUUUUUUUAUGAUAAAUUGUUUAUUAUUUCUUUUUAAUAUAAAGUAUGAUAAGGGAACAUUCUACAAAGUUGUAUGCAUUAUUUUAAUUGAGAAAAACAAAAAUGGAAAUUACAUUUUAACAAAAAUUAUUUCUUCUAUUAAGAAAUUUUUCAAAUUAAGCGAAAUAUUUAAUGGUGUAAGAAAAGAAAAUAAAAAAAAUAAAAUAAGAUUGUCCAGUGACAUAACAAAUCACUCUGCGUUGUUAUAUAUUAUUCGAACAACUAUAAUUCUUUUAUUACUAAUUGAUUAUAGUAGUAUAAAUGGACAAGAAAUUACAAAUGAUGAUGACUCUUUAACCUAUUCGAUGUUUAUAAAUGAUUAUAUAAAAAAGAAAUCUUUAAAACAUUAUUAUACACAACUAAACUUUUUGCUUUUCCGUAUUUUCUACAAUGAAAAGAAUUUACCUUAUUUCUUUAAAAUAUUUUUCAGUACAUUAUACAUUAUUUCUUUUAAAAAAUCUAAUGAUAAGGUGAUAUACUUCUUCGAAAAUGUAUUUCAUAUUAGAGAAGAUACCAAUUUAGAAGCUCUCAAGGGUAAACCAAACGAGUGGACAGAAGAAAGACCAUGCGUUAGAACAGAUGAGGGAGCAAACGAAAAAGAGACCAAGAAUAAUCAUACAACUUCUAAUAAUAAGGAUCUGGCCGAGGUAAAUCAUUGCAAGGGAAAUAUAACAAGCCAUAAUAGGGACACAAAGAGAAAGUACGUGAAAAAAGAAAAUUCAGAAGAAGAUGAAAACAACAGCAUUAGUGAUGAUGGGAAGAAAAAUUAUCAUAUAAUAUUACGAAACCAAAGACAAACAACCAAAAAUUUACCUGAUAAAAAUAAAGAAAAAAGUAUGAAUUCUCCUCGUAAUGGUGAAUCUAAGAAUUACAUUAAAAUAGUUUACAGUUCAAGCAGUAACUCUUCUUCAUGUUCAGAUUCAGAUUCAGACGUGUCUUACAAAAUAAAUAUAAAGAAUAAUAACAAAAGGAAAAACAAAAUUGCCAGUAAUAAUAAGAAAAAAAAAGUAAAAAAGGUAUCUUCUGUCGAUUCUACCAACAUAUCAACUGUAAUAUACGAACAAGACACAAAUAAAAAAUCAAAUGAUGAUAAUGGGGAAAAAAAAGGAAAUAUAAAGGAAGAAAUUUUAGAACAUCCACUAGUAAAACAAUCUAAUAAUAAAAAAAGCGAAGAAAAUAAACUUCAUACAAAUGGAGAAAAAAAUAAAAUUUCACAAAAUUUUCAAUUUAAUGGUACACUCAGCGCAAAGAUUUUAAAUCAUUUCCUAUUUUUAUGUAAGGGGUUUCAUGAAGAUUUAGAAUUAAAAAUAUAUAAUGGAAUAAUAACACAUUUACGAGAAAAUGAAAGUGACAGAGAAAAAUUAAAAAAUCUUUUAAGGUUAAAUUUCAGUGAAGAUGAUAAAAAGUCCAUAAAGUAUAUAAAAAAAUUAGAAUUAUUGAAUGUAAUUGAUACAAAAAUCAUCUUUCUUAAAUAUAUAAAACAUAAUUUAAAAAAAAGAAAGACCCUUCUAUCAAGAAUGAGUGAUUUGAAUUUAAAUAUUUUUAAAUAUAAAUCUAUGUUUCAUAUUGAGUUAGAUUUAAUAUAA